Molecule: messenger RNA, 1674 nt
Organism: Salpingoeca rosetta
Lineage: Eukaryota; Choanoflagellata; Craspedida; Salpingoecidae
Exons: 16
Coding region: 1-1653 (550 amino acids)
Biological process (GO): ubiquitin-dependent protein catabolic process
Cellular component (GO): nucleus
Molecular function (GO): ubiquitin protein ligase binding; ubiquitin binding
Source: RefSeq, a predicted model, not a curated record
AUGGCACUGACGCUGCGCAUUCGUACCCCAACGGGGAUGAAGCGCAUUCAAGCUUCUCCGGAAUGGACCUUGAAGCACCUCUACCAAGAAGUUGCUGCCAUGCUUGGCAUUUCGGCGCGCCUGCGUCUGAAGACAAAGCAGAGCAAAGAUCUCGCAGAGUCAGGCUGGGACAAGCCCCUCAGCGCAACGUCCAUCAGACACGGCGACAUUCUCACACUGGAAGUCGAGAAAUCUGCGGAGGAGCAGGAGAAGCACGAUGAGGAACAGCGGCGGUUACAGGCGCUGGAGCUCGAUGCCGUGGACGUUGUUCUCGCUGCAAAGGACGGAAAGGUCACACGCAAGCGCGGCCCACUGUGCCGGCAUCCGCCGAUGGGGUCGUGUCUGCACUGCACGCCGCUUGAGCCGUACGAUCCGCAAGUCCUCAACGCAGCAGAUCCGCCCAUCAAGUUCCUCUCCUUCCAGUCGUUCCUCCGAAAGAUCGAGCACGGGUGUGUCGACAAGUUUGCUGCGCUGCCCGAGAUUGACUGCAAAGUGAAGCCAUGCCUCAACCACGCCCCCUGGCCCGAGGGCAUCUGCUCAAAGUGCCAGCCCAGCGCCGUCGUCCUCAACAGACAGGAGUACCGACAUGUGGACUAUGUUGAGUUUGAGUCGCACGAGAUCCUGGACAAGUUCCUUGACGCGUGGCGGCGGUCGGGUGCCCAGCGGGCAGGGUUCAUGUAUGGGUCAUACGAGGAGUACGACCAGGUCCCGCUCGGCGUCAAGGCUGUCGUCAAGGCCAUCUACGAACCCCCGCAGUCCAACAGUGCGCUCGGGCUUGAGAUUGCGCUUGAAUCGCCGCAGAUCCAGCAAGUCGACCAGAUGGCGAAGCAGCUUGGCCUCAAGCGCGUUGGCUGGAUCUUCACCGAUUUGGAACCAGACGCCAACGGUCUUGCCAAAUACAAGCGAUACAUCCAGCCCGGGGAUGAGGACUCGUAUGUCAUCAGCGCAGAGGAGAUCCUCAACGCCGCCAUGUUCCAGAACCAGCACCCAAACCCGGUGCCGCCUCGCUUCUCGACCACGGGGGUGCACGGCUCCAAGUUCACGACUGUCGUUGUCUCGGGUGACAGCGAGCACCAGAUUGUGCCCAGGGCGUACCAGGCCAGCACGCAGGCCAUGAACCUCGUCAGAGACGACAUCCUGCGGCCGAGCGACUCCCCCGCGCUGGUUGCCGUGCGCCCCGCCGACGACACCACAUUUGUGCCCGAGGUCCUCUUCACCCAGCGCGACAAGUACAACAAUGAGAUCAAGCACAAGGCCGACCCGCUCUUCCCCGUCGCAUACCUCGCCGUCGACUUGCCAGCGGGCGGCCGCAUGGACGCGACGUCCACCACGUUUAGCGUUUCGUUCCCCAUUGAGAAUCGCGAGGCGCUUGGUGCCCCUGCCUCCCUCUCUGCCCUCAAGCAGCACCUCCAGGACACUUCAAAAUCCUUCCUGCAAAAGGUGUCCGACUUCCAUCUGCUGGUGUACCUCAUGACCGAUGACAUGUUCGUCUCCCUCAAGGAGUCACUGCCGUCGCUGCUGCGCGCUGUCCGCGAUGGCGACGAGUCUGCGGCGGCGGCGUGGACGCAAGACGAGCACUGGAUGACCAUCACCAUGCUCAUGGAGUCGUCGUGAUCACACACACACACUCACUCA